Molecule: messenger RNA, 1236 nt
Organism: Gilbertella persicaria
Lineage: Eukaryota; Fungi; Mucoromycota; Mucoromycetes; Mucorales; Choanephoraceae
Product: Metallo-dependent phosphatase-like protein
Exons: 4
Coding region: 1-1236 (411 amino acids)
Molecular function (GO): metal ion binding; acid phosphatase activity
Source: RefSeq, a predicted model, not a curated record
AUGUCUUUGACAGACGAUGCUCAUACUGUUCGCGUUCAAUUUGCUACUCUGGCACAAGUGCAUCAUUCUUUGCUCAAGUAUUGGCCUGUAUCCAAAAACACCAAGGCUGUGACUGUGCAAGGAAAAGACUGGACCUUUGUCGAUGGUGGAUUGGCUCACCGUGAGCUCUAUCUCCACAAGAUCAUGACCCACAAGCUAAAGCCUGCGACAGUCUAUCGCUAUCAAGUAGGAUCUGUGGUUGACCACCAAGAGCAUUGGUCUGAAGUAUUCGAAUUUCAUACAGCUUCAAAAAAGGACGAAUUUAGCUUUUUGGCUACAGGAGAUGUGGGUGCUUGUAAUGCAGUUGCUGUUCAACAUCUUAAAGAUUUUGCCAAGACACAUCAAUACGAUUUUGUUACUUUGGCAGGAGACCAAGCAUACGACAUGGCUGACUUUAAUGGUACUAAGGGAGACGAAUACUUGAACUUUAUGCAAAAUUUGUUUGCCCGUAUACCUUACCUUGGCUCUGUGGGUAAUCAUGAAGGCGCUUAUAACUUUAGUCAUUACAAGCAUCGUUUUGACAGUGUGCCCUAUACAGAAAGCAAGUUUGAUAACUCACUCAUGUAUUCCAUCAAUUACAAGUCACUUCAUUUGGUCUCCUUUUCGACUGAAAUCUAUUUUACGGGUACUCCAGAUGAAAUCAAGACAGCCAUUCACUGGCUGGAUGCUGAUCUGACAAAAGCCAAUCAACAUCGUCACCAACGUCCUUGGAUUAUCUUCUUGACACAUCAUCCUAUCUACUGCUCUGUCAACAGUACAGAUUGUACUACCAAAGCCAACAAAAUCAGAAAUGGCGUUGUGGAUCCUGUCAGUAACCAGACAUGGGGAGGCUUAGAAGAUUUGUUGUUAAAGCAUCAAGUGGAUCUUUAUUACAGUGGUCAUGUUCAUAACUAUGAAAGAACAUGGCCUGUAGCUAAAGGAAAACGUACAGCUACUUCGUACCAUGAUGCUCCUUCUUUUUUCCAGAUUGUGAUUGGUAAUGCAGGUCAGCCUGAAGGUCCUGUUGCCUUUGGUUCUGGUCCUUUCCCUGAAUGGUCUGCUCAACGCUAUGGUAGUUUUGGGUUCUCUACUUUCCGUGUCACACCAAACACGCUUCAGAUUGUACAUCAUCAAGCCAAUGUAGACGGAUCUUUAGGCGGCGCCAUCGAUCAAGUCACAGUGACUAAGUCAAAGCAUCAACGUCGUUGUACUUUUUAA